AUGUAAACUAGUCUUAUGUCCAAAGCAGAAUAAAUUUUUGGAGAUCUGAGUUUGCUCGACUCUACAAAAGUCAUGCAUUCUCAUGCAGUAGUCUUGAAAGAUUCAAAACUGAAUUAAAUAGUAUUUGGAGCUCCAGGCGCACCCUGUUGCAGCUUAGAUCUGUAUUUCUUCAAUCUACUCAGAAUAAGAGCACAGUGCAUGAUUACUUCUGGGAAAAUAGUCAGAAAUGAUCCUUAUGCCUUUAAUACUGACUUUCACCUUAAGAAAAAUGGAUUAGAUGAAGAUGAUUUUUUCAACUACUUAGAUGAGCAGCACUAGUAAAUGAGUACUAAGCCUUUGGCCAUCAUCACCAGAACAUUGAAAACAAACUUUUUUGAAGAUGCUAUAGUCUUAAAAGAUCUUAGAUUCCUAAAGCUUGUAAUAACUGAAGAGCGCAUAGCCUAAGAAUAUCUCAAGAGUCAGGAAUAGGAAUGGAAAAUUAGCCAAGAUUUAGUGAAGAGGAGACUUAGAGAAGACUAUAACAUUUAACUUACCGGGAUUUAAGAUUUUAAUUUCACAAAAGCGGUAGAAUUUAUCAGCUAAGAUUAAGAGUUGCAACCUAUUCUCUCUGAACUUGGGGCUGCUACCUUCAGAACUUAAUACAUCAACAACCAUUCUACCAAUCCAGUUGAUUUACUUUAUUUAGGAAUAUACAAUGGCCAGGCAGACGAUAGUCAAAUCGGAUUGGAACUAUCAACUUUAGAUCAGAUCAUUUCAUAAUAUGACUUGCAGAAGUAAAGUAAAUUAUAUCCCUAGGAGGAUGGGAGAGGAAAAUGGCUUUUGACUAUAUGGACUAAAAGGUAGACAGAACUGCAUUCUUAGGAUACCAUAUAGGAGAUCAAGGAUAAACUUACAUAGCAAUUUGAAUGUAAUUGA
Messenger RNA from Stylonychia lemnae, 915 nucleotides. Lineage: Eukaryota; Ciliophora; Spirotrichea; Sporadotrichida; Oxytrichidae. The record is from the annotation of a GenBank genome assembly.